Trichechus manatus latirostris (Florida manatee) is the source of this 6284-nucleotide messenger RNA. It is a transcript of the gene CYFIP2, whose product is annotated as cytoplasmic FMR1 interacting protein 2. Gene Ontology annotation, cellular component: neuron projection; synapse. Gene Ontology annotation, molecular function: small GTPase binding. The record is from RefSeq and is a predicted model, not a curated record. The coding region runs from base 2523 to 6284 and encodes 1253 amino acids. NCBI's taxonomy places the organism in Eukaryota, Metazoa, Chordata, Mammalia, Sirenia, Trichechidae. The transcript is spliced from 31 exons. Gene Ontology annotation, biological process: regulation of actin filament polymerization; cell projection assembly; apoptotic process.
AUCUUCAUUUCAUUUUUGGAUUGUGCAUUGCAAUUGUAUAGAAAUACAAUUGAAUUUUGUAUAUUGAUCUUGUAUCCUGCAACCUUUCUGAACUUUUAAUUCAUUUUAAUAGUUUUUUAAUAGAUUCUUUAACAUUUGCUACAUACAAGACACAUUAUCUGCAAAUAGAGAUAGUUUUAUUGAUUCCUUUUCAAUUUGGCUGCCUUUUAUUUCAUUUCCUUGCCUAAUUGCUCUGGCUAGAACCUCCAGUAUAGUGUUGAAUAAAAAUGGCAAUAGAAAAUAUUUUUGCCUUAUUCCUAACCUUAGGAAGGUGCAUUCAGUCUUUCACCAUUAAGUAUGAUGUUAGCUUGGGUUUUCUGUAUAUGACUUUUCUCAGGUUAGGGAAGUUCCGUUCUAUUCUUAUUUUAUUGAGUGUUUUUAUCAUGAAGUUGUGUUGGAUUUUGUCAAAUGCUUUUUCUGCACAUUUUGCUGCUUUUAUUCUGUUCAUUCAGCUUAUUAUGUAAAUUGAUUUUCAGAUGUUAAGCCAACCUUGUAUUCCUGGGAUAAAUCUCACUUGGUUCUAGUAUCUGAUCUUUUUUGUAUAUUUCUGGAUUUGGUUUCAUUGAGGAACUAACAUUUAUUGAGCACUCACUACCUGCCAGGCAGUGUACAUGGAUUAGUUCAUUUAAAUUUCCAAGCCUGUGAGGUAGGAACUAUUAUUAUUCCCUGUAUCAAAGAUGAGGAAACUAAGGCUCAGAAAGUUUAUGUUACCUGCCCAGUGUCACAUAGCCAGGUAGUGGCAGAGUCAGGAUUCUAACUGAAGCCUUCUGGUUCACCAACAUGCUAAACCACCUGUCAAGUGUGUAUCAGUAGUGGAUGUGAGAUGAUUUUCAGAUGGUACCAAGUCUGUGUUUGUUUUCAUUGCUUUCAUUUUUUAUGGUUCCCUUUUGUUUAUGACAAGCGAUACUGCUUUUCUAUUUUUGAUUGUUCUAUAAAGCUUCCUUUUAAGUAUAUUUAUUAUGUUAAAAAAAGAGAGUGUUUGCUUAGAGAAAAAUAUUUAGUAAGUGACUAUACAGGCAGUUUAUGGAUAUGACUACAUAUUCCAUUUUGGUCUAAUUAUCUUCAUUAUUAAUAGUGAAGGAGAAGGAAUGGGAAAGCUAGACAUGAAGACAUGGCCAACUUGAGGUCAUCUCAUUUCUCCUAUACUAUUAGAGAUGAAGGCGUGUUCAAGCAUUCAUUCGUUAGAUAUUUGCUGAGUGCCUAGUCUGUCCAUGGCACUCUGCUAACGUCUCUGAGGCUUUAGGUGAUGGGUAAGAAAUUGUUCCUGACCUCAAGGAGCUUAGACGUGCAUGCAUUGUUCUAAUAUAGUUAGUGCUUUAUUUCAUGAGCAAACUCAGAUUGAUUGCCGGUGGCUACCUGAAGCUCUGAAUUGAGAAGGAUUCUGAGGCAGCCUGUGGACUCAGUGGAUAAUAAAAACACUAUCACUUAGCAAUGUUCGCCCUGGCGUGGGAGGUGAAAGAAGCAUUACUCAGGUCCCCUCGGAGGCAGGAAGUGUCAAAAGAGAGGUACUGCUAAUGAGCCCUUCAGAGUUUCAAGAAAGGAACAUAUUACUUCAUAGAGGGGAGAGAUUGUGAAGGACAGGUAAAAUGAGGACAUGCAGUACUAGAGGAAAGAAAUUUUAUUUCAUACACAACUUUACACAUAUUGAAGCUUAUCACUUUAAGUGUUCCAAUGUUAAAUAUCUGAACUAUUUUGAUGGUGUUCAUUCUAAAAUAUAAAUAGCUUUCUUGCUAUUUAUAUUUCUUUUCCCCCUUCUCCAUUUUAAAAAAUAAAAUAACUUGGACACAUAGUGAUACUUUCCUUGAUCUCUUGUAGUUAUUGGUAUGAAGUCAUUCAUUCAUCCACUUAUUGAACAAAUCUUUAUUGAAUUACACGUGUAUGCCAGGCACUGUGCUAGGAGCUGGGUAUGAAUUAGCACAGUUCCUGCCCUCAAGGAGCUUUUCAAACUUUUUAUUUUUUUAGUGAAGGAGAGAAAACAUGGGUAAACAGUAUAAUAAAUGUUAUAGGUGCCAUGAAAGACAGAGUGCAUUGGGUUCAAUGAAGACCGAAGGAGAAAGAAAGUGAUUUCAAAUGCACUGUGGGGUGUCAGAAAGGCAUCUUAAGGAAGUGAUCAUUUCUUUGGGUUCCUUUCAGCUCCAGGAUCAUUCUGGCACAGAAUGAAGUAUUUGUUAAGGGUUCUAAUGUUUACCGUGACAUGAAUGAUGCUUUUACAGGCUCUUGGACCGUGUAGAGUUACUUGCUCCCAUACUCAGUGGCCCUAAUUCCUAUGCCUGUAGGUUUUUCUCUCCAUCUUGUGUAGCUCCAUCUCUCCUCUCCACUUUCCACUGUGAGGCUUGCUGCUGUCAGUAUCUGGUCUGCUUCUAACCUGUGGAUUUAAUUUACAGAUUGGUAUGGGUAGUACCCUAAAGGUGACUUCAGGUGUCUGCUGUGAGGUAUGGAUCCCCACAGUCUGACCACUGGCACGGAAUAGGUAACCUGCAGCCAUGACAACUCACGUCACCUUAGAAGAUGCCCUGUCCAACGUGGACCUGCUCGAAGAGCUGCCCCUCCCUGACCAGCAGCCAUGCAUCGAGCCUCCGCCCUCCUCCAUCAUGUACCAGGCCAACUUUGACACGAACUUUGAGGACAGGAAUGCAUUUGUCACAGGCAUUGCAAGGUACAUUGAGCAGGCUACGGUCCACUCUAGCAUGAAUGAAAUGCUGGAAGAAGGGCAUGAGUAUGCGGUCAUGCUGUACACCUGGCGCAGCUGUUCCCGGGCCAUCCCCCAGGUGAAAUGCAAUGAGCAGCCCAACCGAGUGGAGAUCUAUGAGAAGACAGUGGAGGUGCUGGAGCCAGAGGUCACCAAGCUCAUGAAGUUCAUGUACUUUCAGCGCAAGGCCAUCGAGCGGUUCUGCAGCGAGGUGAAGCGUCUGUGCCAUGCAGAGCGGAGGAAGGACUUUGUCUCUGAGGCCUACCUCCUGACCCUGGGCAAGUUCAUCAACAUGUUUGCCGUCUUGGACGAGCUGAAGAACAUGAAGUGCAGUGUUAAGAACGACCACUCUGCCUACAAGAGGGCGGCACAGUUCCUGAGGAAGAUGGCGGACCCCCAGUCUAUCCAGGAGUCCCAGAACCUCUCCAUGUUCCUGGCCAACCACAAUAGGAUCACCCAGUGUCUCCAUCAGCAACUGGAAGUGAUUCCCGGCUAUGAGGAGCUGCUGGCCGACAUUGUCAACAUCUGUGUGGAUUAUUACGAGAACAAGAUGUAUCUGACCCCCAGCGAGAAACACAUGCUGCUCAAGGUCAUGGGCUUUGGCCUUUAUUUGAUGGAUGGAAAUGUCAGUAAUAUUUACAAACUGGAUGCCAAGAAGAGAAUCAAUCUUAGCAAAAUUGACAAGUUCUUCAAGCAGCUGCAGGUGGUGCCCUUAUUCGGAGACAUGCAGAUAGAGCUGGCCAGAUACAUUAAGACCAGUGCUCACUAUGAAGAGAACAAGUCCAAGUGGACGUGCACCCAGAGCAGCAUCAGCCCACAGUACAACAUCUGCGAGCAGAUGGUGCAGAUCCGGGAUGACCACAUCCGCUUCAUCUCUGAACUCGCUCGCUACAGCAACAGUGAGGUGGUGACGGGCUCUGGGCUGGACAGCCAGAAGUCAGACGAGGAGUACCGCGAGCUCUUCGACCUGGCCCUGCGCGGCCUGCAGCUUUUAUCCAAGUGGAGUGCCCACGUCAUGGAGGUGUACUCUUGGAAGCUAGUUCACCCCACAGACAAGUUCUGCAACAAGGACUGCCCGGGCACAGCAGAAGAGUAUGAGAGAGCCACGCGCUACAAUUACACCAGUGAGGAGAAGUUCGCCUUUGUAGAGGUGAUUGCCAUGAUCAAAGGCCUGCAGGUCCUCAUGGGCAGGAUGGAAAGUGUCUUCAACCAGGCCAUCAGGAACACUAUCUACGCAGCCCUGCAGGACUUUGCCCAGGUGACUCUGCGCGAGCCCUUGAGGCAGGCAGUGCGGAAGAAGAAGAACGUCCUCAUCAGUGUCCUGCAGGCAAUUCGGAAGACCAUCUGUGACUGGGAGGGGGGCCGAGAGCCUCCCAAUGACCCGUGCUUGAGAGGGGAGAAGGACCCCAAAGGUGGAUUCGACAUCAAGGUGCCCCGGCGUGCUGUAGGGCCCUCCAGCACACAGCUGUACAUGGUGAGGACCAUGCUGGAAUCGCUCAUCGCAGACAAAAGCGGCUCCAAGAAGACCCUGAGAAGCAGCCUGGAUGGACCCAUUGUUCUCGCCAUUGAGGACUUCCACAAGCAGUCCUUCUUCUUCACACACCUGCUCAACAUCAGUGAAGCCCUGCAGCAGUGUUGUGACCUCUCUCAGCUCUGGUUCCGAGAAUUCUUCCUGGAGUUAACCAUGGGCCGGCGAAUCCAGUUCCCUAUUGAGAUGUCCAUGCCAUGGAUUCUAACAGACCAUAUCCUGGAAACCAAAGAACCUUCCAUGAUGGAAUACGUUCUCUACCCUCUGGAUCUGUACAACGACAGCGCCUACUAUGCUCUGACCAAGUUUAAAAAGCAGUUCCUGUACGAUGAGAUUGAAGCUGAGGUGAACCUGUGUUUUGAUCAGUUUGUCUACAAGCUGGCGGACCAGAUCUUUGCUUACUACAAAGCCAUGGCCGGCAGUGUCCUGUUGGAUAAACGUUUUAGAGCUGAGUGUAAGAAUUAUGGAGUCAUCAUUCCAUACCCACCAUCCAACCGCUAUGAGACGCUGCUGAAACAGAGACACGUUCAGCUGUUGGGUAGAUCCAUUGACUUGAAUAGACUUAUCACCCAGCGCAUUUCUGCUGCCAUGUAUAAAUCCCUCGACCAGGCCAUCAGCCGCUUUGAGAGUGAAGACCUGACCUCCAUCGUGGAGCUGGAGUGGCUACUGGAGAUCAACCGGCUCACGCACCGCCUGCUGUGUAAGCACAUGACCCUGGACAGCUUCGAUGCCAUGUUCCGGGAGGCCAAUCACAACGUGUCUGCUCCCUACGGCCGCAUCACUCUGCACGUCUUCUGGGAGCUCAACUUUGACUUCCUCCCCAAUUACUGCUACAAUGGAUCCACGAACCGUUUUGUCCGAACCGCCAUUCCUUUCACGCAAGAACCACAAAGAGAUAAACCUGCUAAUGUCCAGCCUUAUUACCUCUAUGGAUCCAAGCCACUCAACAUUGCCUACAGCCACAUCUACAGCUCCUACAGGAACUUUGUGGGGCCCCCUCACUUCAAGACUAUCUGCAGACUCCUGGGCUACCAGGGCAUUGCUGUGGUCAUGGAGGAACUGCUGAAGAUUGUCAAGAGCUUGCUCCAAGGAACGAUUCUCCAGUAUGUGAAAACACUGAUAGAAGUGAUGCCCAAGAUAUGCCGCCUGCCCCGGCAUGAAUAUGGCUCCCCAGGGAUCCUGGAAUUCUUCCACCACCAGCUAAAGGACAUCAUUGAGUACGCAGAACUCAAAACAGACGUGUUCCAGAGUCUGAGGGAAGUGGGCAACGCCAUUUUGUUCUGCCUCCUCAUAGAGCAAGCUCUGUCCCAGGAGGAAGUCUGUGAUUUGCUCCAUGCUGCACCUUUCCAGAACAUCUUGCCUAGAGUCUACAUCAAAGAGGGGGAGCGCCUGGAGGUCCGGAUGAAACGCUUGGAAGCCAAGUACGCCCCACUUCACUUGGUUCCUCUGAUAGAGAGGCUGGGAACCCCUCAGCAAAUUGCCAUCGCUCGGGAAGGUGACCUGCUGACCAAGGAGCGGCUGUGCUGUGGCCUGUCCAUGUUCGAAGUCAUCCUGACUCGCAUCCGGAGCUACCUACAGGACCCCAUCUGGCGCGGCCCUCCACCCACCAACGGUGUCAUGCAUGUGGAUGAGUGCGUGGAGUUCCACCGGCUGUGGAGUGCCAUGCAGUUUGUCUACUGCAUCCCCGUGGGCACCAACGAGUUCACGGCAGAGCAGUGUUUCGGAGAUGGCUUGAAUUGGGCUGGCUGCUCCAUCAUUGUCCUGCUGGGCCAGCAGCGUCGCUUCGACUUGUUCGACUUCUGUUACCACCUGCUAAAAGUACAGAGGCAGGACGGGAAGGAUGAAAUCAUUAAGAAUGUGCCCCUGAAGAAGAUGGCAGACCGCAUCAGGAAGUACCAGAUCUUGAACAAUGAGGUGUUUGCCAUCCUGAACAAGUACAUGAAGUCUGUAGAGACGGACAGUUCCACCGUGGAGCAUGUGCGCUGCUUCCAGCCACCCAUCCACCAGUCCCUGGCCACCACCUGCUAG